GCAGCGCAUGGCGGCUCUGGGCACCGACAAGGAGCUGAGCGACCUGCUGGACUUCAGCGCGAUGCCAAACAGCGAUUUGAAAAUGUUCCCAACAUCCAUGAUGUUUUCCCCUCCCGUUAGCAGCGGAAAGAACGGACCCACCUCCCUGGGGAGCGGACAUUUCUCCGGCUCAAGUAUGGAGGAGAGGUCCAACACAGCGUCGUGGGCGAGUGGAAGCCGCUCUUCUAAGAGUUAUGCUGACGGAUCGCAGUACAUGGCGUCACAUGACGGCCUUUCCCCUCCGUACGCUAACUCCAGGCUAACGGGUAAAACGGAGAGGAGUUCAUACUCGUACGGCAGAGAACCCAACGCUCACGGCCACCAGUCCAUGUUGGGAGGAGAGUUGGGUUUGGGGAGUCCUGGGGCGUCGUCGCCCACCAAGCCCGCGGGUCAGUACUACCAGCACUACGGGGCCAAUCCACGGAGGAGAACGCUGCACAUGGACACCGUUGACGUCCACACAAAGAAAGUGCGGAAGGUCCCUCCCGGCUUGCCGUCCUCGGUCUAUGCUCCGUCUGCCAGCACCGCCGACUACAACAGAGACUCGCCGGGGUACCCCUCCUCAAAACCGCCCAGCGCCGGAUUCCCGAGCUCCUUCUUCAUGCCAGACGGUCACCACAGCGGCGAUCCCUGGAGCAACAGCAGUAGCAACAUGAGUCAGCAGGGUUACCAUGGCAGCAUGCUGGGGGGUGGAAACUCAGCCCAUGGCCCCGCCCAGAGCUCCUCCUACUGCGGGAUACACCCCCACGACAGACUGAGCUACCCCCCCUCGCACUCGUCUGCAGAUAUCAGCUCCAGCCUCCCCCCCAUGUCCAGCUUCCACAGAGGCGGGGGUGGCGGGAGCGGGCCCAAUCACUACAGCACCGCCUCAUGCACCGCAACCACCAACGGCACAGACAGCGUCAUGGCUAACCGAGCGCAGAGCGGAACAGCCAGCAGCUCUCAAACAGGGGACGCCUUAGGGAAAGCGCUGGCGUCGAUCUACUCUCCGGAUCACACGAACAACAGCUUCUCGUCCAAUCCCUCCACCCCAGUCGGCUCUCCACCCUCCCUUACAGCUGCCAGUCCGGCCGUCUGGUCGAGGAACGGAGGACAGGGAGCGGCGUCGCCAAACUACGAAGCUCCGCUGCACUCGCUGCAGAGUCGCAUCGAGGAGCGGUUGGACGACGCCAUCCACGUCCUGCGGAGCCACGCGGUCGGACAGUCGACGGGCAUGACGAGUGGCCACGGCGACAUGCACGGCCUCAUCGGGCACACGCACAACGGCGCCAUGGGGGCUCUGAGCAGCGGCUACGGGACGGGACUGCUGUCGUCCAGCAGGCACUCUCUCAUGGUGGGCUCCCACAGAGAAGAUGGCGGUCUGCGCAGCGGCCACUCCAUGGUGGGUCCGGUGUCGGUUCCUCAGCUGCCGGUUCAGUCGGCCACCUCCCCGGACCUCAACCAGUCCGACCCGUACCGCGCUCUGUCCAGGGGCCUCCAGGGCCAGAGCACCUCCUCCGUCAGCUCCGACAUCAAGUCUGAGGACGAAGGAGACGAGAACCUCCUGCAGGACUCCAAGCCCCUGGACCCCGAUAAGGAGGACCAGGACAGCAAGGAGCUGAAAGCUAUUGAGAGGUCAAGAUCUAGCAACAACGACGACGAGGACUUGAGUCCGGAGCAGAAGAUGGAGCGGGAACGGGAGCGGAGGAUGGCCAACAACGCCCGGGAGCGCCUGCGGGUGCGCGACAUCAACGAGGCGUUCAAGGAGCUGGGCAGGAUGGUCCAGCUGCACCUGAAGAGCGACAAACCUCAGACCAAGCUGCUGAUCCUGCACCAGGCCGUCGCCGUCAUCCUGAGUCUGGAGCAACAAGUCCGAGAGCGAAACCUGAACCCCAAGGCGGCCUGCCUGAAGCGCCGCGAGGAGGAGAAGGUCACCGUGACGUCGGACGGGACGCCGCUGACGCUGGCCGCCGCCCACGCCGCCGCCGCCGCCAUGGGCGAUGGACCAAACUCCAUGGGACAAAUGUCCAAGGUGCCGGAGUUCAUCAAGAUGAUGAGUGACCACUUCCUCUGAUGGAGUUUCCAUGACAACCGGGCCAACCAAUCACAACGGGCGCUUCGGCGAGGAGUCUCUGGAAUUUCGGCUGAACCGGUCCGAGCCGCCACCAUCUCCAUCAUCUUCCUCCGACCCUUCUCUUUGUCAUCGUCGAUUUCUUCUUCUCUUCCUGUCGAGAGCGUGGACCGCAGUCGCUUCGUGAAGAACGGACAGAAGAACUCCUCCUGCUUCGUGUUUCAUCAGCAUUCCCAGUUUUAUGGAACAGAAGGUCAUAAAUAAAUAUAUAUAUAAAAAUAGAGAGAAUUAAAAAAGGUCAACGUGACUCGUUACGAACGUGACGGUGGAAGUGAGAGGUCGGGCAGAAGGAAACGUAUCGUUCAGUGUUACAAGAGUUUUUUGAAGCGGCGUUGCGCAGCUGUUGAACGGCGAUCUAACGCCGCGCUGUGGACGAGGCCACGCCCAAUUUCCUGCCGGACGCACAGAAACUAUCAAACGGGAAAGUUCGACGCUCCGGUUUCAAUUAGGACGAAGUGAAGAAGACGAUUCCACAGACGGAGCCGGAGCUCUGCGCCGAAAUCAUCGAGACCGUCUUCACUCUCAUCUCUGUACAAAUCUGUGUCCGUUCGAGGGACGAGAGCUCGGAGUCGAUCGUCACGAGACUCGAGGGGCGCCGGGUCGGUUUGAAACCACGUUUGAACCUUAAGUAUUUUCUAAUCAUCCCAUCUUGGCGAGACAAACUUUAAAACGAGGCGUUCUUGAGAAUCAGCCGACCUUCGGUUUAGAGCUGGACUGAUCAUCGAACCGUUUUCCAGGUUUAGCACAUUCCUUGAGUCUCACUACUUGAACCGAGUCCAAAAGGCCUAAAACUCAAGAGUUGGAGGAGCCAUGGAAGAAGAAAGGGUUGAACAGCGGGUGGAGUGAUGGUGGCGCUGUCAGGGACACCAUCGGACCAUGAGGCGUGGGUUCUCUUCCAGGGGCAAG
Molecule: messenger RNA, 3055 nt
Organism: Nematolebias whitei (Rio pearlfish)
Lineage: Eukaryota; Metazoa; Chordata; Actinopteri; Cyprinodontiformes; Rivulidae
Gene: tcf4
Product: transcription factor 4
Exons: 20
Coding region: 8-2092 (694 amino acids)
Biological process (GO): regulation of transcription by RNA polymerase II
Cellular component (GO): transcription regulator complex
Molecular function (GO): DNA-binding transcription factor activity, RNA polymerase II-specific; RNA polymerase II cis-regulatory region sequence-specific DNA binding; protein dimerization activity
Source: RefSeq, a predicted model, not a curated record